This is a messenger RNA of Lepisosteus oculatus (spotted gar), 2603 nucleotides long. RefSeq names its product ceramide kinase. Lineage: Eukaryota; Metazoa; Chordata; Actinopteri; Semionotiformes; Lepisosteidae. Gene Ontology annotation, biological process: phosphorylation; ceramide metabolic process. The record is from RefSeq and is a predicted model, not a curated record. Gene Ontology annotation, molecular function: ceramide kinase activity.
AGAGCGGCAUUCAAAACACAGGUGAGAGGCCGGCACGCAGGACAGAGGGGGACAGGUAGAGGGGACAGUCCACGGAAACAAAUUGCAGGGUUAGUUUCAGACCAGAAAUCUUGUUAAUAACAAGUGGUCUGCCUGUCAGUACAGCGCAGUACCGGCCACUCUGAGACUGGACAGCAUUGGUCAAGGAGAAGAGGGAGACAAUAAACAUCCCAGCUUAGUGACCGGAGAGCAGCGCGCCUCCCCACGCCGCGUUGUCAGCUUUUUGAUCCGAUCAGACCCAGGCUGGGUGGUACCGAGGAAAUGGAUUGGGUGCAGUCGAGUCUGCGGGUGGGCAGGAAGAAGUACUCGGCCCUGCUGAGCUGGUCCUACUUCAGAUGGACCCCGCUGGACCCCAGGAAUCGCGAGGAUCCGGAAAAGGUGAAGGUUGUGCCAGUGAUGGAGCUGAUUGCAGUGGAAGAGGGGAAGACGCAGAUUCUGCCCAACCGCAACAAAGAGGACUCUGUGAGAGACUUCACCGUGUUUUACGUGCAGCGGAGCAGCAGGAGUCCUCGCUGGUCUGUGGGGCGGACUGUCUUCACGGCUCCCAGCCAGGACCUGCGGGACCAGUGGGUGAACGGGCUGAGGAGCAGAGUUCAGCAGCACAGUGACAAUCGUCCUCGCCGGCUGCUGGUGUUUAUUAACCCCUUCGGGGGGCGGAGGUGUGGUCGGAAGAUCUACCAGUCGCAGAUCGUGCCCCUGUUUGAGCUGGCAGGCAUCAGCACACAUGUGGUUGAAACGGAGAGAGCAAACCAGGCCAGGGACCACAUCCUGAAGAAGGACCUGGGUGGGUUUGACGGGCUGGUCUGUGUGGGCGGGGAUGGAAUGUUCAGUGAGCUGAUGCAUGGCCUGAUUGGACGGACACAGCUGGAGGCGGGGAUAUCAGAGCAUGACCCCACAGUGACCCUGCAGCCCUGCAGUCUGAGGAUAGGCAUCAUCCCUGCAGGGUCCACAGACUGCGUGUGCUUUGCCACAGUGGGAGUGAAUGACCCCAUCACCUCUGCCCUUCACAUCAUCAUAGGUGACGACCAGCCCCUGGAUGUGUGCUCAGUGCAUCAUCGGAACCAGCUGGUCCGCUACUCUGUCUCGCUGGUGGGAUAUGGUUUCUAUGGUGAUGUGCUGGAGGAUAGUGACAGGCACCGCUGGAUGGGACCAGUCAGAUAUGACUACUCGGGUCUGAUGAUGUUCCUGAGUAAUCGUUCCUAUCGGGGAACUGUAGAGUACCUGUUAGCAGACAAUCAGACUUCCAGCCCCCGAGACAAAACGCGCUGUCGCUCAGGGUGUCUGGUGUGCUCCGAGAGUACAGAGCGGCUUUGCAGCCAGACAGAUUCUUCUCUGGACACUCUCUCCCAGGACAGCUUCCAGUCUCCAGCGAGUUCCAGUGAUGGAGAGGGGCAGUGGCACACUGUGGAGGGCCGUUUCCGAGCAAUCAACCUGACCUGCAUGUCCAGCGCCUGUCCCAAGAGCCCUGACGGCCUGUCUCCUUCUGCCCACCUGGCCGAUGGCACCGCUGACCUCAUCCUGGUCAGGCAGUGUUCUCGCUGGUCCUUCCUGACACACCUGAGUCGGCACACCAACAACAAGGACCAGUUUGAUCUCCCCUUUGUCGAUGUCUACCGAGUCAAGGCACUGAGGUUUUCUCCUCCCAAUGAAGAGGAGGAUGAUGAAGAUGAUGAAGAACAGAGUCCCACAGCUGACGUGUGUAAGUACCAGCCAGUGGCAGAGAGAGACAGCGGCUCGGCGAAGAAGAGGCUGGAGAGAAGGAAGAAGCAGGUCCUGUGUGGGGUUUGUGGAGACGUUCGCUCUCGCUCCUGCUGGAACUGCGAUGGAGAGGUGCUGCCACACACUGCUAUACUGGCCAGAGUGCACUGCCAGCUAAUCCGACUGUUUGCUCGUGGGAUUGAGGGGCCGUGCAAGAAGAACAAGGAUGUGCGGCUGCUCUGUAGGUGACCUGCCCACCUGCUGCAGAGCUGCGAGAAAACGUUGCUUCUGGGGGACUGCUGCUGCCACAGGGGCUGUGCUGACACAGGGCUGCACCAGGAAAGGGCUGUUAGUGGGUUUGGGUCACCUGACACGCACUGAGAGCCUUGGGUUCCUACGGCCAGACUGGAGGGGUUCACCUGUGCCGGAAGUUCACAGCUGUUGACACCUCAGCGCAGUGACACGAAAAUGUGAAGGACUGUCUCCUGAGCCAUUUCUCUCUCGUCAGUGGUUCAGUGGACUGUUAUUUUUAUGGUGCUCGGCAGAAGACCCUUUCUUUGUCUUUGUUUUACUUCCAUUGCUAUUCCUUCUUAAGAGAGGAAGAUGAUCAGGGGUUCAUCAGAGUUUCAACGAGGGCAGGCCCACACUGCAAUAAACUCUGUAAACCUGCAGACGGGCUAUUUUUCUGAAGGAGAUCAGCUCUGGCAGAUCUGUGCCCCUCCGGGGCCAGGGGGCCGGUCACAUUCGGGCUGAGCUUCCAUGUGCUUGUGAUCCCCGUAAGACAUUCCUCUCCAGGACUUUUUUAAUAUUGUUUUAUAGAUGUAGGUGUUGUCCAUUUGUUUAAUCAAAUGUGUAUGUGGCUUUGU